Messenger RNA from Carica papaya (papaya), 1628 nucleotides. Its product is annotated as RNA-binding KH domain-containing protein. The record is from RefSeq and is a predicted model, not a curated record. Gene Ontology annotation, cellular component: nucleus. Gene Ontology annotation, biological process: regulation of mRNA splicing, via spliceosome. Gene Ontology annotation, molecular function: mRNA binding. NCBI's taxonomy places the organism in Eukaryota, Viridiplantae, Streptophyta, Magnoliopsida, Brassicales, Caricaceae.
UCUACUGGCACCACCAACCCGCCUAUAAAACCCAAAUUUUCCACCGACGACAAGAUAAGAGCGAAGGGUGUGUAUGAGAGGGAUAAUAGGAGAGCGUCUGGUCGGGAUCAGCCCCACCACCGCCAUCAUCUCCACCGUUUCUGGUGGCAGGGAUCUGACUCUGAUUUCUUCGUUUUUUCUUUGAUCGACAGAACAUAACAAAAACAAAAAAGAAAAUAGAGUAGCAGCGAUGACGUCAUCGGCAGGAGCUGGAGGGAGGUUCAUGGCGUAUUCGCCAUCUCUCUCGGUACCUCACUCUCCUCACCUCGCCGGACUCCGCUCCGCAUCUUCCGCUAUCGCUGAGCAGGAGAACAGAUAUCUCUCUGAAUUACUGGCAGAGCGCAACAAGAUCAGUCCAUUUAUGCCUGUGCUUCCGCAUACCUACCGAUUGUUGAACCAAGAAAUUUUGCGUGUAACCACACUGUUGGGGAAUGCGUCAGUUUUAGGUCAAAGUGGGAUUGAACAUGCUAGCCCCCUGGCUUCUGGAGGACUAUUUUCAAAUGGAGGAGCUGAUGCGAAUUUAUGGACAACCCGUUUUCAAUCAGAAAUAUCAGGUUUAAUGCAGCCCUCUCCAUCACCAAAUUGGCUAGGUUCUCAAAGUAGUUCUUCUGGUCUCAUUGUCAAGAGAACAAUCAGAGUGGAUAUUCCAGUUGAGAAGUAUCCUAAUUAUAAUUUUGUUGGACGUCUCCUUGGUCCAAGGGGAAACUCUCUAAAGCGAGUCGAAGCAAGCACAGAAUGUCGGGUUUUAAUUAGGGGGCGUGGCAGCAUUAAGGAUCCAACUAGGGAAGAAGUGAUGCGUGGAAAACCUGGGUAUGAGCAUCUGAAUGAACCUCUCCAUAUUUUAGUUGAGGCAGAAUUACCUGUUGAAAUAGUUGAUGCACGCCUGAUGCAAGCACGUGAGAUACUUGAAGAUUUGCUGAAACCUAUAGAUGAAUCCCAGGAUUUCUAUAAGAAACAGCAGCUAAGGGAGCUAGCGAUGCUCAAUGGUACACUUCGUGAGGAAGGAUCUCCUAUGUCUGGUUCUGUCUCCCCAUUCCACAACAGCCUUGGUAUGAAGAGGGCCAAGACCAGGGGGUGAUGACUGUCCUAAGUGGGCUAUGGAGCUUGUGUUAGUUUCUGCGGGUACACAGUGGUUCCCAUACCAUACACAGGUGUUGCAAUGUCAGCACAAAUGCCUCAGACUGCCAUCGGGGCACUGGAACUGUUGUGUGCCAGUUCUAACUUGUUUCUAUAUGAAGUGUGUUCAUCUCCUGUUUGGGAGAGCUUAAAUACAGUAUCAGGUAGUAACAGAUCAGUUGGUUACUGGCGAUUUACAUUUUGUCGCUGUAGGCAACUUUGGUCUGAGCAUUAGAUCUCUGAGAGUAUCCAUGUAUUGAUUAAAACAUGUUUUUAAGCUUGCAAUGACAGUUUUGACACAGUGAUGGGGAUUUAUGCAAGGAACUCCGAGGUGUGGUUUGCACACAGGAAGAUCAGUCAGGCAAACCAUGGUUUACCCUAGUGCAUGUAUUUGAGUUGAAUUGUUUGUACUACCUAAGUGUAGAACCCGUUUAGAUUUGUUUUUCGAAGUCAUUCUUUGUUUUCCAGUAGAA